ACGGCGCCGCCCGGAACCCACCGCAGCGGCAGUGUGCCUGGAAGGUGGGGCGCUAGCAAGCCGCACCACUUCCGGACUUCAGGUAGAACUUUGCCCGCAGCUGGCUCCUGCGAGGAGGGCUCAGGGCUGCAGGUGAGUUGUACAUCUUGCAGUUGAGCACUCCCUGCCCUGAAUUUUCCAGCAAAGGUGCAGAAAUAAGCAGAGAACCCAUCAUACAGAGAACUUUGCCUUGCCAAUGGAUCUUGUUGGUUUUGGUUACGCGGCCCUUGUGACGUUCGGAAGUAUUUGGGGAUAUAAACGGAGAGGUGGUGUUCCAUCUUUGAUUGCUGGUCUUUCCAUUGGACUUUUGGCUGGCUAUGGAGCUUACCGUGUCUCCAAUGACAGACGAGAUGUUAAAGUAUCUUUGUUUACAGCUUUCUUUCUGGCCACCAUAAUGGGUGUGAGGUUUAAGAGAUCCAAGAAGAUAAUGCCAGCUGGGCUAGUUGCAGGCUUAAGCCUCAUGAUGAUUCUGAGACUUGUCUUACUGAUGCUCUGAGAAUCCGGGGAACCAAAAGCUAAAUUCAUGUCAUUCUACACUAAUGGACAGAACAUACUCUUGGAACUCAGAAGAUAAAUUUCGAUAUGGAAUAUUAAGUAUCGUAUUUAAUAUUAGAAACAAAAGAAACUGUUACUUCUAAUAUGAACACUAGUCUAAGGUUUGUUUUGUUUUUAACAAAACUGUUUUAUAGUUGUCAGGUACUGUUUUCAUUAAAGAUAUUUAAUAAAUUGUGAUACAUUCAUUAAGUUGCUAUGUUUAGUUUUAUGUGUGUGGUAUUUUUUAACAAUUUCCAGUACCUUCUGAAGUAAGUGUAAAUGAAACCACAGCAUAUCAGAUAAUGGAAUGCCCUAAUUGGACUUCACAGAAUGCCAAUAUAUCUAUAUGUCAUUUCUACUAUAUUAGAAAUUAUGUUUUUCCAUUUUCAUUGUAUUGCUGCCAAUGUUAUUUUUCUUUUAAAAAACUCAUUUUCAAACACUCUGUACUAAAAGAAUGUAUUCAGUAUUCAAAUAAAAGAUGUUCUGUGUUAAA
Messenger RNA from Phyllostomus discolor (pale spear-nosed bat), 1066 nucleotides. It is a transcript of the gene TMEM14A, whose product is annotated as transmembrane protein 14A. The transcript is spliced from 5 exons. Gene Ontology annotation, biological process: regulation of heme biosynthetic process. NCBI's taxonomy places the organism in Eukaryota, Metazoa, Chordata, Mammalia, Chiroptera, Phyllostomidae. Gene Ontology annotation, cellular component: mitochondrial membrane. Bases 236 to 535 code for a protein of 99 amino acids. The record is from RefSeq and is a predicted model, not a curated record.